UAACUGAAGUGUUGCAUGAAAUGAAAAAUAUGAAAAAAUUUGCAAAUUUCAAACGAAAAAAUUGAAUACAUAUAUCGUAUUGUCUAAGAAGUGUGUUUUAAAUAUUUUGAUAACCAAUUUAUAUGCCAUGUAAAAACAGAUUCGUGCAAGCACAUAUGUAUAUGUAUGUACAUACAUACGUAUACCUAAUUGGGUAUAUCAUAUCUUUUUUAUGCAACCGCGUUCCAUUUUUUGCUAUCCACUUUAUCUUCAUUCUAUUUUGUGCUGUGUUGAGAUAUUUUCACGCGGCUGUUGGAUUUAUGUCAAAUUGGAAACAACAACAAACUUUAUACUAUGCAACAGCAGCUACGCCGCAGAGGUAGUAGCAACGACAGCGUCAACGAUAGAGUGUUUGACGAUAAUUAAAAAAAAAACUGUGUGGGAAUAUUCUGAAGAGAUGUUUAAAUCUGUUUAAAUCAAUCUUGUUUGAUUUAAUACCUUACGAUUACAGUCAUAUGUAUAUAUGUUACAUACAUACAUACAUAUGAAGAUUACAAUACCGGCACUGCUCUGCCAACGCCAAUGCCAAUGCUCUACGGUCGCGAUCUUGUAGCAUAUUUUCAAUCUUGCCGAUUUAUAUGCUAGUCAAUCUGUUUUGUUGCUGUUAAUUUUAUAGCUAUUUGACGCAUUUGCUGCGAGUUGACUCUGCUAACUUAUGCUGCUUGCCUAGCGGAAUCUUCGGGAGCGUUCGGUAAACUUAUGCAGUCGGCGCUCUGAUCGGUUCAAAUUUUGAACAAUAUCAGAGUUGCCGUGUGUUGAAACGAUUUUUUUUUUGAACCAACAGUAAACACUUCAAUUCAAAAUGCUUGUAUAUAGAAACAAAUAUAUUUAUUGUAUUAAUAAUAAUGCUUUCUAUAAUUGUAUUUGCAUUCAUUGCAAGUUGUGAUAUAUUUGUUUUUUUUUUUAACAUUUGUUUUCAUAUCUCUGAGUGACUUGAAUAACGUGGCAACUCACGCCAUUUAAUUAGAUUGAUAGCGAGUGCUGUGAAAACCGAUCGUCGUUGGCGCUGCGCAGUUGCUCUGCUGCUGCCACUGUCAAAGCAACUAAUUCUCCACAUCAAGUGACAAGUGUUCUUCUGUUUUAUUUCCAUUAACGCGAGUAUUUCAGAUAUAACAUUUUACAGUUGGUCUUAUUUGGAUACAUAAUAAGAUACUUAGGCAGCAAAAAAAAAUCCGAGUAAUCCCGCUUGGGCAAAAUAUUGACAAUCAAAACACUGAAAAUGUAAAAUAUAUGAAAAGGUUGUAAUAAAAAUUAUUUUGAGCUAAAAUGAAUUUUGAAAAAGAAUUCAAUUUUUUGUUUGUGAAGGAAAGAGAAAAAAUAAACGAGAAAGUGGUGCAUGAGAUAGUCCAGAAAGUAGAAGUGAAAUAAUUAGGAUACGAUCAAAAUUGCGGAGUGUAUUUCAAACGGAGAUUACAAACGUACAACGAUACAGAGGAAACAAAGCUAUUCGAAAGAUAAGUGAAAAGAGAAACGAUAAAAUUACAAGCACCAAAAGCACCGGAAAGUAGAAAUGAGACACAUAAAAGUUUAAAUGCAGUGAAGUGAAAAGAAUAAUUAUGAUAAAGCAAAAUUGUGAAGAAAAGCUGUUAUGUGCAAUAAAGGUGCUGGCGCAGUAAACGAAGCGAAAAGAUAGUACAUAAAGUGAAGUUAAUCAUAUCGCUAUUGCAUUGUGUAUGCUUGAAAUUAAAGAAAGAAGCAAGAUAUUGCGAUUCCUUUUGCUUUCUUUUUUGUCUAUCGAAAAAUAUAAUAAAAUAAUACGAAGCAAAAAUUAAGUACAUACAACAACUAAUACACAUAUAUAAACUCGAAAAAUACUAGAGAUUGUUUGCGGUUGAUAUUCUUUGUAUACAGAUUUGAAACUGAUUGAGAUUGAGUAUAUCGCUAGUUGCACGGCGGGUAAGCUGAUAUACUUACCGCCUUUUGUUUGACUGUCAAACGGUCUGUUAGACCUGGCAGACAGUCCAUAUAAUUGGUUGAAAUUUUUAGUGAUCAGUGCAAAAAAUUUUUUCCAACUCAACUUCGAUCACCACACUAACAGUCAUAACAAAUAAGAUCGAAAGAAAAAAUUUUUUAAACCGCAAAAUCAAUCGAAAACGUACAAAAUGUCUUCAUUGGACGUGCGCAACAACUCAGCGGUGAUGAAACGUGCUGAACAACUUAAACGUUGGGAAGAAUCAGACACAAAUCGUCAGCCGCCAACGCCACGGCCAGAGAGAGGACGAAAAAUAAAAUUCUCCUCGGGCUGUGUCUUUCUAGCAGCCUGUAUGUCUGGUGAUAAGGAGGAGGUACUAAAGUUAUUAGAAAGUGGUGCCGAUAUCAAUACCGCCAACGUAGAUGGAUUAACCGCCUUGCAUCAGGCCUGUAUUGAUGAUAAUUUAGAAAUGGUUGAAUUUCUAAUCGAACAUGGCGCUGAUAUAAACAGACAAGAUAAUGAAGGCUGGACGCCGUUACAUGCCACUGCCUCAUGCGGCUUCGUAAGCAUAGCACGCUAUUUGGUGGAACAUGGCGCCGAUCCAGCGGCUGUGAAUAGUGAUGGUGAUUUGGCCGUGGACUUGGCUGUCGAUAUACAACAUUUGGCAAUGAUGGAUUUCAUGCAAAACGUGAUGACUGAACACAAUAUCGACUGUGAGAAGGCGCGCCAAGCGGAGGAGCAGCUAAUGUUGAGUGAUGCCAAAAAAUGGUUGCGCAGCGAUGCGUCCGAAGUAGAUCGGCCGCAUCCGAAAACAGGUGCUACAGCGUUGCAUGUAGCUGCAGCUAAGGGUUAUACGAAGGUUAUUAGUUUACUACUCGCUGGGCGUGCUAAUGUUGACAAACAGGACAAUGACGGCUGGACGCCGUUGCAUGCGGCUUCGCAUUGGGGCCAAAAGGAGGCAGCCGAUAUGCUUGUUAAUGCCAUGGCCGAUAUGGAUAUACGCAAUUAUGCCGGUCAAACGUGCAUCGAUGUGGCCGAUCGUAAAAUGGCGAAAUUCUUGGAGGAAUUACGUAGUACCAGCAAUAAACGUGUCAAAAGACGUCCAUCUAGUCAAAUCAGAAUCUCAGAUAAAAUUGAAAAUCACAUUGAUAAUACGCCAACGAAAAUUAUACGAGUGGAAGUGAAAUCGGAUCAGUCCAAGGAUCAAGUGAAUGCUUCUGUAACUGCAAAUGAACUGCCAAUGAUUGAUAGUAAUGAUCAGCUGGACUCUCAUAAUCUUGCACGUAUAGCUGAAUAUGAUGAAACUGAUUCUGAACUCACCGAUUCAACAGAGAGCUCACAUUCGACCAGUCUAUCCGAACCUGAAGAUGAAUCAAAACAAACUAAUGACACCACUAAACCAUCUACAAUUGCCGCAACAGAUAACCAAACCGCUGAGGAUGAAGCGCCUUGGCGACGCAACAGUUUGGCACGUGCGCGCACACAGAAUGAAAGUCCAACGAAAAAUCAAGUUCCUGAAAAAGAUGUUAGUAAGACUAACAGCACCACAGAAACAUCAGAUGUUAUCUUGAGGCGCACACAAAGCUUCGAGCAUGAUGAGAAAUUCUAUCAAAAAUAUCAUGAGCUACGCGCACGCAUAAAAGCCAAUUCAUGUCCCAUAUUGCCGGCUAAGCAACAGCAGCAACUUAAUAAUAGUAACAACAGUAGUAACAGUAAUAGCCAAAAUAACAAUAGCAACAGUAGUAAUAGCAAUAACAACAUCAAUAAUAACAGCAAUAGCAAUAACAGUAACAAUAUAAAUAACAGUAAUAAGAAUAACAUAAAUACCACCAACACCACAACCACAACCACCACCAACAUUAUCAAUAAUCCCACAAGCGCAUUAGGCAACGUUUACACGCCCAUUCCAAAUUAUUCGGUACAAAGAUCGGCAUCACUCAAAGAUCAUAGAAAUUACAGAACUAUUUCGACGAAUACGUCGGCCACAGCUAUUACGACAGCGUACACAACUAGCAUACCAUCAACAGCCGAUUCGACUACGUUAACAACAACCACCACCAUUACUACACCAUCGACAACAACAACAACAACACCGAUACGCAGCAACCCCACUAGUCCAGCAAGUGCUGCUGGUAAAGUUGCCGCGAGUGUUGCCAGCAAUAAUAAUAACAAUAAUAAUAAUAUUGUCAGUAAUACGAUCACAAAUGCAAACACUGCCAAUAAUAACAACAAUAAUGGUAACCAUAAUAAUAAUAAUGACACUAAACAGCAGUCAACAUCAUCUACUUCUGAUGCAGCUGCACCAGCAACACCAACUACUACUACUACUACAAAGCAGAAAAUGUCAGCCGGCUCGAUUUUCAAAAAUUUCUUCAAAUCCUUUGUGCCACCCGUGCGUGACGAGGAGAGUGAAACACAACGUAAAGCGCACGCUAAACGUGUGCGUGAGACGCGUCGCUCCACACAGGGUGUUACGUUGGAUGAAAUCAAGAGUGCCGAAGAGUUGGUCAAAAAGAAAAAUUCAAAUAUGAAUAACAACAAUAAUAGCAGCAGCAAUGAAACGCAAGUAGCUGCAGAAAUAGUAGCAACAACUUCAGAGUCAAUAAUAAUUCCAACAACUGAGCAACUCACAGCAACGCAACAACUUCCAUCAGAAGAGUCAAACCAAUCAGUUGAUAUUGAAACGCCAAUUCCUGAACACCACGCCAACAACACAGUCAUUGCGCGAACAGAGAAGAGUAAGGAUGAUGAUGAAGAAGAAGAGGAAAGCGCUGAAGCUAAGCAGCAAGGUGAAGACGAUGUGGAAAAUGAUGGCGAAGAUGUUUCUGCCACCUUCACAAUCGUUGCGCCAACUAGAAAGAAUUCUAGCACGAAAGCAACAAUCCUAGACGAUGUAACAACCGACGAAGCAACCACAGAUGAUAAUGAUGAGGAGGAAGUUACUGCCACAUACACGCUAACACCGCGACACUCGUAUGUGGGCAGCGCGGCAUCCACUGAAACUGUGGAAACGACGAUAGUGGUGACACCACCGGAAAUAACAGUCAAUGAAACGGAUGCAGAUCAAGAAACCGUUAGAAAAAAACUAAACGCAUCCGAAGAGAGUAAAAAUGAGAAUAGGUUAGAAACAGGAAAUGAAAACAAAGCUGAGGAGGUUGACGUGGACGACGAUGACGACGCGAACGACGAUGACGACGACGACGACGAUGACGACGACGACGAUGAGUCUGAAGAGCAGUCCGAAGAGCAAAAUGAAAAUGCUGUCAAAGAAGAAACUCCAAAUGCGGAAGGUGUAGAGCCUGAAGUAGAGGUUGAAGAGGAUGAUGAUGAAAAUGUUGAGGAUAAAGACGCCGAUGCUGAUGAGGAAGCAGAUGUAGAAACAGAUGAAAGUGAAAAUAUUGAGAUAAAUGAAAUAGAAACUGAAAAGACUGAGUGCUUUGGCAGCGAAAGCGCACUUCAAAAGCUGCAAACAUACGCAGGGCAAACAACCACUUCCUAUACCGAUCGCCAGCGCCCAAAUACACUUAUUCCAUUGCCAUUGGUCAGCGUGGCGAGUUCCUCAACGCAACCUGCUGUGACGACAUCCCCAACGCCUAGUGGCGCUACCGCGAAUACGCCAACAAUCGAAAGUCCUGUGCGUUUGCGUGAAAAGCGCAUACCUUUCGAACCGGACACCAAUAAUGCCUUAACAUUGGCGGAACGGUUACGCUACGAAGCGAACAAAUAUGCUUGCGAAGGCGAUGUGUCGUCAGCUGUCGUUAGCAAAACACGUUCUUUGCCACCAGCGCUACAGCAGGCGAGAGAGGAAAGUGGUGGCACCGCCAAUAUGGAACCACUCGCUUUAGCCGGCGCUACAAAUUAUGGUAAAACCUUACUAAGCAGCCGACGCAGUUUAGACUCCUCCUCAAUGUCACUGCACAGUAAUUAUGAUAAUAAAGAUUCACCAGCGGCGGUGUCAAGCGAGGCACAGUCCAAAAAUGCUGUUAUCGAUAGUAUUAGUAGUUGUAGCGGUGGCACAGUAGCGCUUCAAAUAGACGCGGCAACAACAACGACGGCGUUCUCCAGCAGCACCAGCAGCAGUAGUAGUACAAUGGCUGAGCGACGACCAUCUUGGCGUUUGAAAUUCGAUGCUGGCUGUAAGUUCAAACUGGAAGAUGCAUCGAGUGGGAAUACAUUUCCGCCAAAUAACAGCACAAUUAUACCAAGUGCGCCAGCUGUUCUUGCCGCUGCCAAUUUAUCGUCAACCAUAUCACAACGGCGUAUCAACAGUAAUUCAUUAAAUUCCUCGAAUCAAUCGUUGAAUUCAAUUGGACGACCAGUUUCUGCACCAGUUAAUGCCACCACAUCCAGCUCAUUGCUUGGCAACGAUACUCACAGCAACGAUGGUGUUAGCAUUUUCGGUCGAAGACUCACUGGUGGAUCUGCUAAUAGUGCUUAUAGCAGCAACUCCAGCAGCAGCAGCGUUACACCUACUACCGCCACAUCAUCUGCAGCCAACACAACAGCCACCGUUACAGCCGCUACCGCUAUUGCGACAUCUAAAACUAAUGAUGAUAAAGAUAAUGACAAAGAAAAUGAUAAUCGCAAUUUGUCUGCUCAAUCGGCAAUACAACGAAGACGGAAACCAAAACGAAGAUCCACCGGCGUUGUACAUAUCGAUAUGGAUGAGCUCGAUCCAGAACGACAAGAUUCAGCUAACGAUGCGGAAGAGAAAGAGAAAGAAAAGGAGAGUGGCGGCGAACGUGGCGCAUCGCGUUCACGCCUAAGCAGCACUACUACCAGCAACUCAAACUCCACAACAGACGAGAGUAAAGCACGUGAUAGGUCAGAGAAUGGCGAAGCCAUCGACUAUAAGGCUCUAUGGGAGGCUGUAAAAUUGGAGAACGACAAACUGAAGCAACAGCUAAAGAAGAAAGAUGAAGAAAUCGUACAAAGUAGAGCAACACUCGAAAGAUUUACAAACGCAACAACUAAAAACUCACUCUCAGAGCUCGAAAAACGCGAAAGGAGAGCAAUGGAACGCAAACUUUCCGAAAUGGAAGAAGAGUUAAAGCUAUUGCAGAAGCUAAAGACCGAGAAUGAGCGUUUGCGUGCGGAGAAUCGCGCUCUCACGCGCGUCGUAUCCAAGUUGACCACCUCAGCUCAAAGUCAAUUAGCUAAAAAAUCAAAAUAAUUUAAACAAUAAAAGAAAGAAAGCCAAAGAAACAAAAAAUAUUAAGAAAAUAUUUAUAUGAAUUAAUAGCGAAUAUACAUACAUAUGCUAUAGACUAUAAGAAAAUGAGUAGUUGAAAAUUUAUUAAAGAAAUUCAUAUUGUUAAAAAUAAGUGUUCAUGAAAGCAAAACUAAAAAGAAAAAAAAUCAAGCAAAACGGUUAAUACCAAAGAAACACCAGUGUGGACUAAUAUGUAAGAUCGUGUUAGAUCGUGAAUGAUGAUGAUGAAAUGCUGAUGAAGGAUGAUGCGCUCAUAUGUAGCUGCAUGAAUUGAAGUUGCGAAUCAAAAUACAAGUUUCGUUUAUAGUCGAAAAAAUUGUUUAAGAGCUAAACUCGUGCGCAGAGAGAGUUAACGCUUUUUUUGUAACUCCAUUUCUCUCUCCCGCUCUCUCUCACUGUAUUACGUUGCCUAAGGGUUUGGAACUUGGAUGAAUGAAUCAAUGAAAGAGUUCAGCAACUGGUACCAGUAUAUUAAAUAUAAUAUGUGCAACAAAAAUUGCCAUUGAGUGCCAACUUUACAGCGUACCAAUCAAGCGUACUAUUUAUAUCGCCGUAGAGCAAUUUUCAUUGCCCAACAUUAUACUCAUAGAUUUACUAAAUAUUUAAAGUGUUUAUAAUACUCUUUCAUAUCAUAAACGCACAAUAAUCUAAUAAAUAUAGUAUAAACCAG
Molecule: messenger RNA, 7833 nt
Organism: Ceratitis capitata (Mediterranean fruit fly)
Lineage: Eukaryota; Metazoa; Arthropoda; Insecta; Diptera; Tephritidae
Gene: Mbs
Product: protein phosphatase 1 regulatory subunit 12A
Exons: 23
Coding region: 2142-7124 (1660 amino acids)
Cellular component (GO): cytoplasm
Molecular function (GO): protein kinase binding; enzyme inhibitor activity; phosphatase regulator activity
Source: RefSeq, a predicted model, not a curated record